Python bivittatus (Burmese python) is the source of this 1755-nucleotide messenger RNA. NCBI's taxonomy places the organism in Eukaryota, Metazoa, Chordata, Lepidosauria, Squamata, Pythonidae. The record is from RefSeq and is a predicted model, not a curated record.
AUCUGGAACGCCUCAUUCCUUGUCCGCGACUGAAGGGGAGCGGAGCGCAGGUGGAGGUUUGCGGACAGGAUGGCUCUGCGCUCUGCGCCUCUGUUGCUUCUGGUGUUGGUGGCGGUCGCCCUUCCGGAAAGCUGCUUCCGCUCCUCCUCGCACUCCCUCAAGUAUUUCUACACCUCCAUGUCGGACCCCAGUCAGGGGCUGCCCCACUUUGUCACUCCGGGAUACGUGGACGAUCAAGUCUUCUUUUACUAUGACAGCAGCAGCAGGAAGGUGCAGCCUGGAGUCUCCUGGAUGGAAGAGGUGGGGAAGGAGAACCCCCAGUAUUGGGACGCUCAGACUGAGAUAGGGCAUUGCAUUGAGGAGGUGUUGAGAGCAGACCUGGAGACUCUCAGUACUCCCUACAAUCAGAACAAAGGCCUUCACACCUGGCAGUGGAUGGGUGGCUGUGAGCUCCAGAGAGAUGGGACCAAAGUAGGGUUUUUGCGCUAUGGAUACGAUGGGAAGGACCUCAUCAGUUUCGACAAGGAGACCCUCACCUGGGUGGCUCCCGACCCACAGGCCCAGAUCACCCAGAGGAAAUGGGAUGCUGUUCCAGGAUUCAAUCAGAGAAGGAAGGCCUAUCUGGAUGAAAUCUGCAUUGAGUGGCUGGAGAAGUACCUGUCCUAUGGGAACAAGACGCUGCUGAGGACAGAGGCCCCAGUGGUGACGGUGAGCAGCAGGACAAAGGCCGACGAUGGGAUGGAAACUCACAUCUGCCGCGUGGAUGGCUUCUACCCCAAGGAGAUCGACGCCUCCUGGAGGAGGGACGGGGAGGUCUGGCUGCAGGACACCUUCCGUGGGUCUGUGGUCCCCAAUGCAGAUGGGACCUACCACUACUGGCUCAGCAUCCGAAUCGAUCCCCAAGAGAGGGACCGCUAUCGGUGCCACGUGGAGCACGACGGCCUGUGGAAGCCUGUGGACAAAGCCUUGAAGGUUCCAGAAUCCAACCUGGGGCUCAUCAUCGGCUGCGUUGUGGCUGCUGUUGUCCUGAUUAUUGUUGUGAUUGCUGGGAUCUUGGUGUAUCGGAAGAAACAUCAAGAAGGCUACAAGGCAGCAUUAACAAGUGACAAAGGAUCUGACAGUUCAAGCGCAGGGAGCAAUGAGGCCAUUUAGCAGCCCCCUGGCAGCGCAACUUUGGGGCUGCAGACUCCCCAUGUAGGGAGACAGGAAAGAAGAGCGAUCAACCUUCUGAGUUACGCUGUUCUCUUAGGAGGACCUCUUCAGGCCCUUCCAGUUGGCUAAAAUACUAAGAUGUAUUUUGGGUCUUUCAUGAGUGCCCUUGUGCAGGUUUUUGUCUGGGAAAAUCGGGGUUUUUUCAUCUGAAGCAUUCUAGGACCUCCCCUGAAAAGGACAUGUAGUUGAUUCAUCUGGAGAAUAAAGGAAGACUUUGUUUUUAUAUGUAGAGUAAAUAAAUGUCUUGCAAGAAAAACCAUCUUAGAAGGGACAUUCUGUCCAUUGACGGGAAGGGAAAAUAGCUCUUUCAGCUGCUAUUUCUGAAGUGUGCUUUGAGAUUUCUUGUAUAAAAAAUAGUUAAUUUUAAAAAAAAUCUGUUGCUGAAUUAAUUGGAUUAUAUAUUUGAGUAUCCAAAAAUUUAACAAAUAACAAGGGUGGUGGCUAAGUCAUUUGGAGUUUUGCUUUAUGUGAUAUUUCUUUACACACAUAUUGUAAGAUUGCCAAAAUUGUUUGCUGAAAAUAAAUGAUUUUGUUUUCCUCUCA